AUGAAUAAGAAGAAUAGAACAUUAUGUUUUCAAUCAAUAUUAUUAUUUAUCCGUGAUCUGAUAUAUUCUAUUGAUCAAACAUUAGACUAUGUAUAUACAUAUAUUGAAUUACCAAUACAGCAUACAUUCUCAUAUUUUGACAGUAUCUCAUAUUGCUAUGUUCGUCGACGGUCUUUGAUUGACUUUUCAAGACCUGUCACUCAGAUACUCGUUGAAAGCUAUGCAAUAACUUGUUUUCUCUAUAUUAUUUUAUUAUUAUUUGGCUAUGUUUUUUCAAUCGCAACACAAAGACAUUAUUUUAUUGAUCCAUUUCUAUCAAAUAAUCGACAAUGUAUUAAUAUAAAAUUUGUUCGUAUUAUUAAUAACGAGGAAAAUAAUGUUCAAAAUAGUCGAUUAAAAGAAAAUUUUAUUCGAGAAAAUUCGAUUAUAAAAGAUGAAAACUACCAAAGACAAAUACAUAAUUAUGCUCAAUUUUAUCUAUUAUUACAUGUGAUUGAAAACAAUCCCUAUAUGAUUUGUCAACGAUCACUUUAUAUAUACGCACGUUUUCAUGCCUAUUCUUCAUUAUUACAUAGUAAUCAUUCUCAGUUUCAAUUUGUUCUACCAAGUUAUUUUUCAUCAUUUCCCAUUGAUCAACCACCAUUUAUUGAUCUAUGUGUUCACACUUCGAAUCGUUCAGAUCUUGAGGAAGUAAAAUCUCGCCUUCUUCCAUUAGCAUCUUAUUAUUAUGCAUCUAUUAAUUUAUUUAUAUUUGAUUUUAAUUUUACACAAGUUACUUUAACACUUUACGAAUUAAAUAGUCAUUCCGUACAUCUUGAACGUGUUUCAAUUCAUACGGGCUGGCUAUAUGAUAUAUAUUCGCAAUUUCAUUUUUUCAAAUAUAGCCAUGCUCUAUCGACAGUCGUAUUCGACGGUUUACCAACAGGACAACAUUCUAUAGAUUAUUUUAACUAUGUAUAUAUUCCUGUGCCUGUUGAUUCUUUACUUGGUUUAACAGAAAUGGUUCAACGAUCAAUUCUAGUAUUACCAUUAUGUUAUUCGAAGUACAAUACAACAAAUAUCUCGCAAUAG
This is a messenger RNA of Rotaria socialis, 1071 nucleotides long. Lineage: Eukaryota; Metazoa; Rotifera; Eurotatoria; Philodinida; Philodinidae. The record is from the annotation of a GenBank genome assembly.